CACUCAUCGAACUCGAGCAAAUACUAGUGAUAGGUUUAGACCCAGUAUCUACGUAAGAAGUUAUCUUGUGCUAGAAGUACUAAUCAUUCAGCAUCUACUUGAUCACAUUCACAAAGGGAGUUUCUUGAGCAGUAAGUAUACUGAAAAAUUUGAAGCGCCGUAAGCGACAUUUUUCAUUAAUUACAUCAAUAAUACCACCGGAAAAAUGACGGGUGGCGGCAUCAGCGAGCUGUCGGUGCCAGUCGACUUGACGCCAUUUGAAGCAGAGCACUUCAUUCAGCAGAUCGAGCCAUUAGACCUCGAAACCGUUGGGGAUAAAGCCUUCUUGGAUCAGUUAUGUUCUUAAAAGAAUGAAUGGUCGCUGUCUUAGUCUUUCUUUCGAGUUUUUCCAUUCGAAGAGCGUUUUGCUAGAUUUUCCUUCAUUGUUGCAUGAGCGGCAUUGUUGCAGGCGCAUUACCAGGCAGAAGACAAGACUGUCCUCCCCUUGCCACAGGCCUAGCUAGUUUAAACUUAAAUUAGUCUAAAAGUUAACUAGCUAGAUUCCUCCUUAAGCGUAGCUAAAAUUUAUUUUUGCCUUCCUUCAUUGUUGCAUGAGCGGGUGGACAAGCUAUCGGCUCAGGCGCAUUACCAGGCAGAAGACAAGACGGAUGAGUACAUCGUAGACCUCCUGAAUACGCACGAGAAGGUGCCGGUCCUGGUGCAUAACCUCAUAACCGUCGAAACGUGGAAGGAACAUUGCUGUAUGAAAGGAAGAACAAGAACAUUGUUUACUCCUGUAGGGAGCAAGGAUCAUUAGAAGGACGAUUUUUUGCACACGACUCAGAGACCCUACAUGUAAAGAGUGCGCCUAGUACUUGCAUACGCAAUUUCGUAGGAAGAAUUAUCAAAAUUUGAGAAGGUACGAAUAUCGACCAUAUUCAUAGACCAUUUCUUGGAUCCAGAAGAAUACUUCGACUAUAGACAACGUAGAUCAUAGUAGAACAAUCAGAGGUAAGUCAAUCAUUAGUAGAGAUAAAGAUGAGCUGUUUGUGUUUUAUACUACCUGAGUACUUGUAAUUAUGCAGCCAUCAGUUGUGAGUAACCUGUGCGUCAUCACUUAUGAGCACUUUAAUCUCGUUCCGCACCUGAAGGAGCACGUCAGCACCCUAAGCAGCUUGCGGAGCUACAUACCGAUUUACUCGGAGGCUUCUUUGUUAAGGCUUCCCACAUUUUUGCCUUCUGCACUUGCAUCCUUGACCACUUAAAUAUAAAAACAUAAACAAGCGGUUAGUUUUUCCCUCCUAGUAAACCUUAGAACUCCCUGCAUCAUUCUGAGACGUAGAUACUUACACGCACCAUGAAUGGGUCGCACAUUACCGAUUCCACGACUACUACUAAUACUACUGCUACGUGUCUUCAGGGAUCAUGUUUUUUUGAAGAGAGCAACGAAUGUUAAAACCUUCUCUAAUGUUGGUAUCUCUGGUAGAGAUGUGCCUGUACCAUUCGCAGUCAUGCGAGACAGCUGGAGACUCCCUGGUCGACCUGAUUGAUUACGUCUACCGAAAACUUACCUAUCUAGUCCAGCACCCCAACGCGAAACUCUACAGCUGGCCGCCGCAGAGCACAGAGGAAGCAUUGGCGAAAUCAGAGGUGGACCUGCUGAAUGAACAGUAUAUAUGGGCUCGUUGUUGUCGUGGGUUGUAAGAGGAGUACUCGAAGAUGCUGAUUAGGGGGAAUGAUCACGACCAUGACCUGGAUCAUGACUAGCUUGGGUUUGUUCGUUAUAAUAAUUGAAGAUACAUUUUGUAAUAUUCGCCAAAUAAUAACCUCAUAUUGUUUCUGUUUCCUCAAUUUAUUCCUCGUUGGCUUACAAGUUCUACUCUUUUGUGGGAUCUUGUCACAUCGAUUCACCCUGCCGAUAGGUGCAGCAAACCUAUUUAGGAUGCACAGAAUAGAAUAGAAUACGAGCAGUGGCUUACAAGUUAAGAGUAGCACCUGAACGCGUCACGAGUAAAGAACUCGAUUGCAGUGUUUCUCCUGACUUUGCAACUGGUUGACCUCACAAGUAGACACUAAUAGCUACAUAAGAGGCACCACGACAUGACAUGAUAUUCGCCAAAUAUUUCCCGGGGAACAUGUUUUGUUCUUCCUCAAACGGCCAUUUACAAGAGUGACUUUAUCUCUGACUUUAUUCACCCGAGGAGGCAGGUCAAACUGUGGACGGUGAAUCAAAUCCUAUCCUAUCCUCUGUGACUUCACAGGUUCCUGGACAUCGAGUUUCAGAUCUGCAUGUCGGCGCUGAACAUUUGCCGAUACCUCACGGACCACCGACAGCAUCUUCCUCUGACGCUGACGACUCGCUUGUUAGAGAACCACGACAUUCUGCUGACGCUUGUGCCCCUCAUGGAGAAGGCGCCUUGGAUAAGAAAGCGACGUGGCCAGUUCGAGAAGUUCGAAAAAAACGUGUGGAAAGUGGUACAACUAUUUUGAUGAUGGUGAAUUUCGAUUUUGAUUUUGAUGGUGCAGGAUAGAUUUACGUAUAAUGUAGUUCAUGUUGUUCAAUAUCGGCAAGCAACACAACUUCUAGACAAUCUACUUUUCAUUGUUCUCAACAUUAUAUUUAAACUUUCACCGCCUACCAAACCCAUCCUAUAAACUUUCAACGUCCUAGAAAUCAUCUUCUACUCCUUCCGCCUACCUUUUCCCCUCCAGAUCGAAGAGGACGAUCUUUGCACGCUACCGAAAAUGUCGUCGCAACUUUGGCUGACCAUGUAUAAUUUGAUCAUGGAUUCUCAAUGCAGGCAACGAUACGAGAUGCGAGGGCACCGAAAAGACAACUUGCUACGUCUUCGGAGAUUUCUCAACGAGAUUGUUUAUGGGACAUUCAUAUCUAUGUAGUAUUAAUCAAUAGGGUCGUUAUGUCUGGCCUUUUACUACCUGUAAAAACAUGUGUGGGAAGAUUUCUAGGGGUAAGCAUUAUUAAGAGCAGUAGUUUGUAGUAGAGGCGACUGCCCUAUUAAACUGCAUCCUUCCAGGAGUCGGUGACAAGACAACUAAAUAUGUUGUUAUACAUCGAAGAGGGAACAACUAGAACUAAAUUAUAUGUUCCCCGUAUGAAGAGUGUAGUUUUCAAACAAGGCAGCUGCAUUUAAGCGCAGAAGUUUGUAGUAGAGGCAACAUGAUAGAGAGAGCUCUAAACUCCAUUCGAUCAGAUCCCGCCACUUGUGGAGCUACUACGAACCCUUGAGGAAUUGGCGAUCGCGGGACAGUUAACGCAAGUACAAACCACCAAUCUCCCAGGACAGAGGCGUAUUUGAUUUUGAUCUUUUUGUCGGUCCAGCAAUCGUGUUGUACUAAAGAUUAAGAUUUCUUUUUUUUUUCUUUCCGGUUUACGAAGUGCCAUUGGCCCGGCUGGGCAGUUGUUGUGGGAGUUGGCCUUGUGCUGGCUGCCAUUUGGCUUCUACGGUGAUUACGACUGGUCAUAUCAGGAGCACAGCACACAUGACAUUUCAUUUUUUCCCAUUAAUAAAUACUGUUUUGUAGCUAAGCCUCCUAUGUAGCGGUUUUCAAUGACGAUUGGAAUCCAUCCUCCUCAUUUCAGCCAAUCCCUCGGAUUCCAUCUCGUCUGCGUUUUUUGUCGAGUUAGUAGCGGAGGUACGGGAAAGUCUGAUGCAGAGAUAUCGCGGUAGAUGGGAGAGUGUGGCUCGCACGCAGAAAGAAGAAAUCUUUACCAAGUUAUUCUGGGAGAGUGACUUAGAGAUAGAUUUUUACAUGAUUAGGAGUUCCUAAUCAUUGUAAGUUGUAGAUGUAGACUUUUUUUUUGUAAUCAAUCACUCACUCAUUCAGCACUCAUUCAGCACUCAUUCAGCACUCAUUCACUCACCCACUUACUCACUCACUCACUCACUCACUCAGUGUAACCCUAAGAAAUAUGUUCACCUCUUGUAGACCUAGACCAAUAUACUUAAGUAUGUCACCACGUUGCACAAGUAAGAGUAUCAUUUACGCUUACUUACAACAGUUCGUUGUAGGCAUCAUCAUCUUCUCAUCUUCUUUAUCAUCAUCAUCAUCAUCGCCUUUAUCGUCAUCAUCUCCCCUCUAAUCUCCGAAACCGAAGCGGAGAUGAAGCGGUUGCCGGAUUUGAUGUGCAUUCCGCGAUUAGACGACGAGGAUGAGCCAGAGACUUUAGAGGCCCGAGUAGGGCAGAACGCCUUUGAAGGGAAGAAAACGUCAGACGACUGGAUCGCUGAAGUCGCUAGAGACAUCGGGAUUGAGCCAAGGAAACCGGGGAGCAAGGAGUCGAUCGGAGAAACGACAGCUACAGUUACGGCAAUGAGAAGAUGCCGAUAUUUGAUUACAUUUUUCAUAAGAGUCUAGUAUUUGGUAUCAUCCCACGUUUGCCUCCUUCUAAUCUCUCAUCUGAAUCUGAGAAUGCCGACAAGGAGAACGCUGUCCCCGAGAUCAAUUUUGAUACUCCUGCGAUGCGUGAGCUUUACCAAAAAGUACAUGGGAGGAAAGGCGCGCCGCCGACUGUUGACGCCGUUCCACAAGGCGACAUAGAUGAGAUGGACUGAUACUGAAUUGUUACAGUCUUUUUUCUAUGGAAAGCCUUGUCGUGCUAGAAGGGUGUGAGCAGUAGUUCUUGAUGGCAGAGGAGGUUGACGGAUUUUUCGAAGUGGUAGGUUGAGUCCUCUACUAGUUCUUGAUGGCAGAGGAGGUUGAGUCUACCAGUGGCAUCAUGGUUUUCACUUGCUCUAUCAUCACCACCUCUGACGUACAAACGAGCUCAACAUUCGCUGUACGGCGAUAUGAGAUCGAAAGACAUUACUUAUGGACUUUCCUACCUGGACUAGUUCUAGUAGAUGCUCUUUGUUGAGAGUGUACGUAGCAGAUGCUCGGACGCGUCUCAGGACAAAGCGUUAUUGGACGAUCAGAUUUCAGAGACUAGAGUGGCGCUUUCGAGCAAGAGGCAUGUUAAUCGGUUAGGCGCUUUGUCGUGUCUUGUGCAUCCAGUAUGAGGAGAGACAAGAGCGGACGAACGUGCGUGAGAUGCGAGAAAAAA
Messenger RNA from Amoebophrya sp. A25, 5041 nucleotides. Lineage: Eukaryota; Dinophyceae; Syndiniales; Amoebophryaceae. The record is from the annotation of a GenBank genome assembly.